AUGUCGCAUGCGCCGCCUUCUCAAAGUGAUAGUGACUCAGGAAAUGGCGCCUCGAGCCGUCAUGGCCACCAGUGCCCUGUGUGUGGGCGAAUCUAUAGCCGUAUGGAACACCUGGAUCGACAUUAUCUGACUCAUACGUCUGUGUACCCAUUUGCUUGCGCCCUAUGUGGUAAGCCAUUCAAAAGGAAUGAUGUCCUCAAACGCCAUCAGCGCAACUGUAAGCCUGGUGAGACACUAAGUCGGGUCUCAAUGUCGCGUCGAGCAUCAGCCGUUCGGAGAAAAGCUUGUCAGCAUUGUGUCAGACAAAAGCGACGAUGCGAUCUGGAGUGGCCAUGCAAUACUUGUACACUGCAACGGAAGGCCUGCGAGUACCUUGAUACAGACCAACUAUCUAAUGCGAAGCAAAAGGCCAUCGAUGUUCUUCCAACCGAGUUGGAAUCUAGUCACGAGAAUACGACAGAUCCCUCCUCUUCACCGAACGCAUCAAGCUUCCACGCAGAUGGUCAAAUGGGGGCUUCGAGACCAGCUGCCCUAUCUCCGACAAGGAGUGUUCAGGUUGCGUCGAAAGAAGACUGUUUUGAAAGCUCUGGCCUCCCACUUUAUCAUUUCCUGAGACCCCCGGCGCGACCACCUGCCGAAACGCUUUACUUCUUAGCCAACUUCACCCAAGACGCCGGCAUUGUGUUCGUGUUUGAGUCAGACGCGAUACUGCUGAACCAUCAGACCCUUACAGCAUUCACGAAUUGUCAGACAUCCUUGAUUCCUUCUGUGGGGAAAGAUUCCUUGCAUUGCGUUCCUGAUGAAUGGCAUGAUGAUGAACUACUGGCAAAAACUAAUGAAAUUGUAUACGGCAUCAAAUCGUGCGCGAAAUCUGACGACUUCGGCUCAACAGGUCGUUUGUCAUGGUCCCCAAUAUUGGAAGUUAUGUGUCUCCGGUUCUUUUCCCCUAGUAAGCUACGCAUUUUCCUUGAGGCAUACUGGACGAUCUGGUCCCCCAACUGCCCUUUCAUCCACCGACCAACGUUCGACCCUUUAUCAGCGCCUGCACAACUACUUGCUGCCAUGGUGGUGAUGGGCGCUUCUCAUUCUCCAAAUCCUACUGACCGAAUCAAUGCUCGACAAUGGUAUGAGUGGGUGGAGGCCAUGGUGUUCGAUACACCCCAUUCGUCGUGUAGCAUGGCAAACAAUCUUGGGCAUCAACCUCGAAGCUCAGCGGAGCGCCGAAGUACGGUGCAGGCUCUACAAGCGGCGUUCAUUGUGUGCGUUUGUCAGAACUGGGCUGGCACGUUGUCUGCAAAGCAAAGGAUUCGCCGACAGCGAUUUAAAUUACUCAUCACGACAUUCAGAAACCUCGUGCAAUGUCAUGUUAAGCAUGACGAUCUCUCUCUACUGACCAUGCAGAGUUUCAAUUGGCAAAAGUUCGUCGAGACUGAGGAGAUGAUCCGAAUUCUCCUGUGGGUAUUCUUGCUCGACACGGCAUUUGUGGUCUUCAACAAUACGCCACCGCACCUUGCAUUGAGGGAGAUCUCCAUUGGUCUUGCAAGCAGUGAACGCUGCUUUCAAGCUGAAAGUUCUUCUGCUUGCCUCGACCAAAUCCAGCGCUGGGUGGCACGGACGGGGAACGGAAGGUCUCCGUCGAUGUACUCCCUCUUCCAACGCUUUUGUAGAUAUGAGAUGGACCAAGAUGAUAUAGGUCAUGUCGCCCAUGAGGGAUUCAUCAAUCUUUGGUGCGUUGUGUGUGCUUUCCUUUCGAUGAUCUUUUACCUCGACCCUCUAACCGUCAAUGCAUACUCGUUCCAGUCCGUCCAGCGAGGCCUGACAAAUUGGAAGUUGGUUUGGAAUCGACGUCUUCUGAACGGGGACGAACGUUACUUUGAUGUGCAGGUUACAGAUCAGCAACACCUACAAACUCCUUCAGAUGAGUCUGGUAUGUGGAGGAGACCUGGCUUUUGGAGACAUGCGUCGGAGUUUUGGCUUCUCGCUCAGCUGUAUGUGGAUCGACCGAGCCACUCUCUCAAUCACGACAAUGAUGCAGGUUUUUAUGACGAUGUGUCCAUGACUCGGAUCAAAUCGUUCAUUGCAAAGUUUGGCGAUUUGGGUCUACAGAGCUAA
Messenger RNA from Exophiala mesophila, 2112 nucleotides. RefSeq lists its product as uncharacterized. The transcript has 8 exons. The coding region runs from base 1 to 2112 and encodes 703 amino acids. Gene Ontology annotation, molecular function: zinc ion binding; DNA-binding transcription factor activity, RNA polymerase II-specific; RNA polymerase II cis-regulatory region sequence-specific DNA binding. NCBI's taxonomy places the organism in Eukaryota, Fungi, Ascomycota, Eurotiomycetes, Chaetothyriales, Herpotrichiellaceae. Gene Ontology annotation, cellular component: chromatin. Gene Ontology annotation, biological process: DNA-templated transcription; regulation of transcription by RNA polymerase II. The record is from RefSeq and is a predicted model, not a curated record.